Molecule: messenger RNA, 882 nt
Organism: Aureobasidium subglaciale EXF-2481
Lineage: Eukaryota; Fungi; Ascomycota; Dothideomycetes; Dothideales; Saccotheciaceae
Exons: 1
Coding region: 1-882 (293 amino acids)
Molecular function (GO): RNA binding
Source: RefSeq, a predicted model, not a curated record
AUGUCAACAGAAACAGACGCACAAGCCCUGACAGGCAAGGCAAAGAAGGCCAAGCGUUCCGAGGAGAGAUACAAGAAGAACAAGAAGACCAAGACCGAGACAACGACCGAGGACACACCAAAGACCGACGAGCCCGUCGCAGAAGCAGACACCAAGACUGCUGACUCGGAGAAGGCCUCGUCCAAGAAGCGCAAGCGAUCGCAAGAAGACAAGGAGCAAGUGCCGACCGAAGACGCAGCUCCCGUAGAAGCAAAGCAACAAAAGAAGCGCAAGAAGGAGCCGUCGGCCAACAAGGAGCCCUUGGCCAAAAAGGCCGGAGACGCAACGACAACAGAGGGCGAAGAUGCAGCAGCAAAGAACCAGCGCUUCAUCGUCUUCAUCGGCAACCUCCCAUUCACAGCAACAACCGAGCAGAUUACCGAGCACUUUGCAUCCAUCCAACCGCAAUCCGUGCGUCACUCUACCGAAAAGGGCACAAACAAGAGCAAGGGAUUUGCGUUCCUCGAGUUUGCAAACUAUGAUCGCAUGAAGACGUGUCUGAAGUUGUACCACCACAGCAUGUUUGACAGCGGUGUCGGCGGCGAGAGAGGCAAGCGUAGGAUCAAUGUCGAGCUUACGGCUGGAGGCGGUGGCAGCAAGUCAGAGGGCAGAAAGGAGAAGCUCAAGGAGAAGAACGUCAGACUGAAUGAGCAGAGACAGAGGAGAGCAGAGGCCGAGGCCAAGCAGGAGAAGCGCAAGGCAGCAAAGGAGGCCAAAAAGGGCGGCGCUCCUGGAGGUGACAAGGCAGACGAAGCACCCGAGGCCGAGGUGGAUGCAGGAGCCCAGGAAGGCAUACAUCCUGCUAGACUGGCCAUGUUGAACAGGAUAAACAACAAGUACUAG